AUGACGGCCGCGAAUCCGUCUCCUCCACGCUCGAACCAGUCCACUCCUUCUUCCGAUAACACCGAUGGUGACACAUUGCUUCCUCCUUUGCGUCCCAAGACAAGGACGUUGCCUCCAUGGAUCGACUCGUAUGAAGAGAGAUAUGGACAACCGUCCACCGGCCAGGGGGGAAUCUUGAACCGACCACCCCCACGCACAGUCCAGCCACAACACAACGGCACGCCAACCGAACCACGAAGGGUAUCAAAAGAUGGAUUUGUGUACGAACCAGAUGGGCUGGAGCGAAGGAACGAUUCCAAGAUGAAACUGCGGCGGAUUCUGAGACGCGGGGACGGCAUGGAGCGCGGCCGGAAAUGGGACCACCUCCGAACGGACGAACCCGUCAUUCUCCACCGGAAUGCGCACUACACGUCCAACUCGCCCUGGUCCGAAUUCAUCCACUCGUCGCAGUGGGGCCACAUGCCGAAUGAGCAGUCGGAAGUGGUCGACUACCAAACACUCGAGAAGCUGCAACCAAACUUGAAUCUACCCGUGCACCUGCCCGAACCCGAAGACGUUUACAAGUCUCGCACCGGGAGGAGGUCGGCCUUGUACAAGCGGCUAUGGCAGCACGUCCUCCGCCAUCCCUUGGUGCCGUUACUCUUCCGGUCCCUCGUCCUCAUCACCUCCAUCUGUGCCCUUGCCCUUGCGAUUCGUAUCUACCAGCUCGAAGGUCGGCGGCGCUCCAACCAGCAAGAACUACAGAAUCAGAUUCUCGCUCGAUUACGAGCACUGCAUUCAGCCUCCAAUUCCGAAGGAUACGUCGACCAAGAGCUUUCCCUAAUAAGACAGAUCUCGCCCGGGUCGUCAGAGCGGACUCAAGCGAUAGUGGCGAUUGCGGUGGACACGAUAGCGAUUCCUUAUAUCGGGUACAUGCUCUGGGACGAAUACACGGGUCGCCCAUUGGGGCUAAGGCCAGUGACGCAGAAGAGCGGGUUGGUGCUGAUGGAUGUGUUUUUCAUCGUGUUCAAGGCUGCCAGCACGGCGUUGGCGUACGAGGUGUUGGUUUAUCAUAACAGUCAAGAUCGCUUCACGGACCAUUUCAGCCAGGCACUGGCCGCGUUUCAGCUGAUUGGGCUAUUUUUCUGGUUGACCAACUUCACGGUUAAUGUUUUUAGGCUGGUAGUGAAGCUGGGAGGCGGAGACGAUUUGGAGACUCAGAGGGGGAGGUGACGACGAUUAUAAUGGGCGGUAAAGCCCGGAAGGAUAUUGAGAGGGAAAGAAAAACAAAGCGGGGGAGAUGAAUAACGACGAACGUCUCAGUCCCGCAUGGUAGCAUACUUACUUGCAUUUUCUCGUACUUUGUCGAUACCUCAGCACGGUUCUGCCUCCGUGUUUAUUGGGUGGGGUUUUUGGAUUAGCAGAUUAGCAUACAGCGGUAACAAAUAGUGUUUGAUC
Messenger RNA from Neurospora tetrasperma FGSC 2508, 1437 nucleotides. RefSeq lists its product as uncharacterized. The transcript has 2 exons. Gene Ontology annotation, cellular component: fungal-type vacuole; cell periphery. The coding region runs from base 1 to 1212 and encodes 403 amino acids. Lineage: Eukaryota; Fungi; Ascomycota; Sordariomycetes; Sordariales; Sordariaceae. Gene Ontology annotation, biological process: positive regulation of catalytic activity. The record is from RefSeq and is a predicted model, not a curated record.